Messenger RNA from Diaporthe amygdali, 795 nucleotides. RefSeq names its product Chloroperoxidase. The transcript has 5 exons. The coding region runs from base 1 to 795 and encodes 264 amino acids. The record is from RefSeq and is a predicted model, not a curated record. Lineage: Eukaryota; Fungi; Ascomycota; Sordariomycetes; Diaporthales; Diaporthaceae. Gene Ontology annotation, molecular function: peroxidase activity.
AUGAAGCUUUCAAUUUUCUCGGUUGCCCAACUCUGCCUUUUGGCUUCAGCCUUGCCUCAAAACGGGGCUGGCGAUCUCCCAGAAGGAGAAUGGAGAGCAGGCGGGGCCGAUGACUUUCGUGGUCCCUGCCCGAUGAUGAAUACUCUGGCGAACCACGGCUUUCUACCCCGUGACGGCAGAAACAUCACCCGCGAAAAUGCGAUCCAUGCCUUGGGUACCGGUCUCAGCUUCAACGCUGAGCUGGCUGGUAUAAUGUGGGACCAAGCCGUUAUCGCCAACCCUGAGCCCAACGCGACAUUCUUCACGCUUGAUAAUCUUAACCGACACAAUGUUUUGGAACACGACGCUAGCUUGAGCCGCUCAGACGCCUUCUUCGGCAACAACCACGUCUUCAACCAAUCCAUCUUCGACACCUCCACCGCCUACUGGACCACCGACAUCCUCACGCCCAAGCAGAUCGCCAACAGCAAGCUGGCGCGGCAGGUCACCUCGAGGGCCUACAACCCCGACUACACAUUCACGACUACGACUGAGGAGUUCAGCCUCGGCGAGGUCGCUGCCCCCUUCAUCGUCUUUGGGACUCUGCAGGAUCCCACCGUCGAGAAGAACCUCGUCACUUACUUCUUCGAGAACGAGCGUCUCCCGACCGAGCUGGGAUGGACCAAGAAGGAUGUCGAAGUCACCCUUACUGAUAUCACGGGUGUUGCGAAUGUCCUCAGGAAUGCUACCAAUCUCUUCACCGGCGCCGCAACCCCGCACAAGGUCCGCCGCCGUGAUCUUCACGCCGGCUUCUAA